Adineta steineri is the source of this 489-nucleotide messenger RNA. The record is from the annotation of a GenBank genome assembly. NCBI's taxonomy places the organism in Eukaryota, Metazoa, Rotifera, Eurotatoria, Adinetida, Adinetidae.
AUGGCUGUGAUUAUCUUUACUUUCAAUCCACAAUUACUCAAUCUCGAAUUAAGUAAAAACAUUUCUUCUGAUAUAAAUUCAAAUACAAAUAUUUCAUCUUUGUUUAUUUCCGAUUCAAGUAUGCAAUGUGUUGCUUUCCCAGCCGUCAAUGUAUUCACUGCUGUAGAACGACUGAAAUUAUUUCGGAAUAUAUGUGGUACUAUUGAUGAUUCAACAUUAAAACAGGAAUUUGCAAAUUAUGAAAUUUACAAGAAAGAUGUUUCUACUUUCACAACUUUUUCGCAAAAAUGUGCGAGUUCAUUACCAAAGUUAAGUAAAAUGGUACUUCAAUAUGGUACAAUACCUAGUACAUCGGUUUCCAGCGAAAGUUUAUUUUCUAUAGCUGGUUAUAUGGCACGUAAAACACGAUCAUCUCUUUCUACGAAAAAUUUAAAAUACUCAAUUUUUCUCAAAGAUAAGCUAUCAUCUUGUUAUACUUUUAUCUUUUAA